Molecule: messenger RNA, 2336 nt
Organism: Labrus bergylta (ballan wrasse)
Lineage: Eukaryota; Metazoa; Chordata; Actinopteri; Labriformes; Labridae
Gene: gpr157
Product: G protein-coupled receptor 157
Biological process (GO): adenylate cyclase-activating G protein-coupled receptor signaling pathway; cell surface receptor signaling pathway
Cellular component (GO): plasma membrane
Molecular function (GO): G protein-coupled receptor activity; cAMP binding
Source: RefSeq, a predicted model, not a curated record
UUGCUCCCCUUAAAGCAAUAGACUGCCCGUGUGGCUUGAGCCUACUCGACUUUGUAUUUUUAAACGUUGCUCAUCCUUAAGGAAAUAUAUAUUUCAUAUCAACAGCAUGGACUAGUCUAAAAGUUUUUGCAAAUAUUCCUGCAAGCUUGACAAUGAUGCCCACGAGGUGAUAGCAGCUCACUUCUUAUCCACAAUAAAGUAUGGCUCUUCUUGGGAAUCAGACUGUUAUACACUUGUCUGAGCAGACGAUCGUUUUGUUUUCAUGCGCGCUGUCGUUUCUCGGCUCAACACUUAUUAUCCUCACUUACAUUAUAUUCAAAGACUUAAGGACAACUCCGAGGAAGCUUCUGGUGUACCUCUCGGUGUCUGACUGGCUGUCCGCCGUGUCCUACGCCUUUGGGGUCUGGAGAGUUUUCCACACCGACUCGCUGGACUGUGUCGUCCAAGGAGCGAUAUCCACUUUCGCCAACACUAGCUCCUUUUUCUGGACUGUGGCCAUUGCUGUUUACCUGUAUGUUUUUAUCGUCAGGUCAAGCCAAAGGGUCGCUGACAGCCUUGUGUUGCCAUUCCACUUCAUAAGCUGGGGUGUACCUCUGUCCAUCACUGUAGCAGCCCUGUCACUGAGUAAGAUUGGCUAUGAUGCCUCUGAAGUGUCGGUGGGCUGGUGCUGGGUGAAGAUCCGCGCUCCUGACCGGGUACUGUGGAUGCUUCUGACUGGAAAGAUUUGGGAGUUCUUGGCCUACCUCACCCUCCCUGUACUCUACAUCCUGAUCAAAAGGCACAUCCACAUAGCGCAUACGGCUCUGUCCGAGUACCGUCCCAUCCUGUCCAACAGGCCUCAGUCACACUCCUUCUUCUCCAUGGCUGAUAUGAAGCUAACACUCAUUCCCAUCAUCUUCAUUGUCCUGCGCAUUUGGAGCACGGUGCGCUUCAUACUGCUGCUAACUGAUUCUCCAGCCAGACUGAACCCAGUGCUGGUCACUCUACAUGGAAUUGGCAACACCUCACAGGGAACCGCAAACUGCAUCAUGUUUGUAUUUUUCACUCAGCCAAUCCGCACACGCCUCUGCAAGGUUUUCUGCUGCUGCUGUAAGUGUGGAGCAGAGGCGCAGCACUCUCAAGACGACCGUCACAGGCUGCCGCCGGGACAGGAGCCCUCCACACAGAGAGAGGAGGACAGCACGAGUCGGGUCCUGACUGAUAAAUGAUCCUGUGGAUGAAAAUGUUGACAUGGAGGAAGCGGUGGAGGACUCUGCGUCACAUUGAGCCGCAUUACCGCGAGAGUCUGCUGACAGGGCCCUGAGAUUCUGCAGCUGCAUGCACAUCUGUGUCACAGUUAAAGGUCACAUAACUGCACUUAAAGUGAUGAAGGUGAUGCUGUCUGACUGACAGGCACAUUAGUUGUAGCAUUUAGAAUAUUUUAGACUGAAUAUGUUGCAUAUGAAUGUUUUAGUUCAGUGGAGAGGUGCUGUUCAUCACUUUUUAAAAUGUAUUGUUUUUGCACUUGUUGUGACUGAAGUUGACACACGGAGGGAAAGUUGAAAGGCUUUAUUUAUUAUGCGCUGUGUUUAAAGAAACUUUAUGAAGUUUUAUUGUGAAAUGAAUAUUCAGUAUUCAAGAGUUUUGUGAACUUUUGUAAACAUUUUGGUACAUUUUUACAUUUGAGUUAACAUAUUAGUGCCUUAUUAUACAAGUGAUAGCUGAAUAGCAUUCUCACUCUCUGAUUCAUUUACUGUGAAAUUCAUUCGGACUCUUUUUAUUGUCACUGGUGGUGAACUACCACUAAGAGCUUCAGUACUAACACUGCCAAAAUCUCAUAUUUAAAGCAUCAUAGUCUGCUGGUUUGAAAAGACGGAUGUUGAAAGGAUUGUAGAAGAAAGCAAACAUGGUCAGCCUGAGUUCUCGUCAAGAAGUAGAAGCUUGUGAUAACAGUUUUGCACCAUCAUCAUCGUCCGUACUGAACUUCUUCUUCUGUUAUCGAUCAGAGAGAUUAGUGGGCUGUCACAACACAAAAGAAGCACUUUUUUGUUGUAACAAAUAAGGUAGAAUUGAAAAGAGGAAAAUAGAUUAGAGCUCUAUUUGAGAAUUUGAAUGUCUUUACUUAAACUUGGAAAUCUGUUACCAUAAGAAUCUGUUGUAACUCCUUAACGUGCCAUGGUUUUUAUAGGCAUUUUCAAGCAAGGUAAUGUAAGGUGUGAGUGAAAUUUUUGUUAGAUUAUAACUUAAUUGGAGCCUUACAUAUUUUGCCAUGUUACUGAAAUAGAGACUAAUAUCCCAAUGUAUAUCCUGUAUGACUUCCAGUCUGUUCAAAACUUGAUUAAAAGUGUGAAUCUUUU